UAUAGCCGCAACAGCUGAUCUUGUGCUUCAGAGAGAGCUGCAGCUCCGCACACGAAGAGCAGAGAUAAAAGAGAGAGAGAGAGAGAGAGAGAGAGGGAGAGAGGAGAAGCAAAGGAAAGGAGGGUGAAGGAAAAAAACCAACAUAUUUUGUAGCUUCUCUGAUACUCCAGGUGGAGUUUUUCUCUUUUUUAAUGGUAUCUUUUCUGAGCAAUACUUUUAUAGGAUUGUGAGAAAACCUCCGCAGCUCGUUUUGUUCUUUUUUUUAAAGAAAUGUUUCAGUGACAGAACGUCUUGAGUCGCUUCCUGGACUGAGCUGUUGUGUUUUUGAACCCAUUUAACCUUUUAUUCUCUUUGACUGUCUGCGCACACCUCAGUGUGUGUGUGUGUGUGUGUGCGCGGUGCUCCGCUUGUUUUCGUGCAUCUAUACCUCCUAGGAGUGUGCUCUCCACGGAAAUACACCCGGAGUUGAGGCACCUGCAAGGGAAUCUGAACUGACGAGUGCUUCCUUUGGACUUGAAGAACCUUUAAGUUGAAGGAAACUGUUUCUCUUCUAAUUGUUCCUCUGGUUAAUAAAGGGAGUCUACGGCGAGAGAAGCUGUCCGGUGCUGAACCCCGGAGACUGAACGCGAGCCGCCAGGAGCUGUUCUUUGUGAGCUGUCCGGUGCUGAACCUAACAGACUGAACAUCAGCUGCUCCCUGAGAGCUGUCCGGUGCUGAAUCUCUCAGCCUCGGUGGGAGCAGCGAAAGAGCGUUCUCUGGGAGCUGUCCGGGGCUGAAGCGAACAGACGGCAGCUGUGUGGGAGCUGUCCGGGGCUGAACGUCGGCGUUAAAUGCCUCCGGUUUAGAACACGGACAGAACAGUAUUACUUUUAGCCCAAAACCGCUGUUAAAACAAACAAAAGGGACAGAUCUUUUCACUGGAUUUCUGUGCCGGGAAAAGCCAUACAAGAACCCAUUAUUUUUUACGUGUGACUCCACAGGUCUUCCAGAAUGUAAUCUGAUCUUAGUUUAUUAAAGCAACUAAUAAAAAAGAAGACCGAAUGCCGAUUUAAAAUACAUUCCAGAAACGCACUUGUAAUGUUUAGAGAGAUACAAAUACAAGUAGUAGUUGAAAAGAACUCAUAGAAUGUCUAAGGCUCAGGCAUUAAGAUAAAUCAAGCAAUAGGUGUUAGAUAACGGUUUGGCUUGAGUUGGAAGUCGGUUAGUAAAGAAUUCAUUUUUCCUGUGCGUGUGGCCUUACACACACCGUCUCAUCAUGCCUCGGUCAUUUUUGGUCAAGAAAGUCAAAUUGGACGAUUUCUCAGCUUCAGAGCUGGAGAGCUCCUACAGCGACGACCGAAGAGAUGAACUGAGUCUGCAGUUCCAUCACCAUGAUAAAGGCUACGUUAGUGAUUAUCUGAGUCCGAACCCUUACGACGAUGUGGUGGGGAGCGACUCAUCCGUCAUCUCUAAAGUACCCUCCCCGAGCCACUCGUCCAUCAUCUACAGCCGCAUCGAUGACACCUACACCAGAAUCCACGGCGACAUCCACGGCGACUCGGACCAGCCUGACAGCCCGCGGUCAGAGGUCUCGUCAUCCGCCGGCGGAUACAUCAACGGCGAUGCGGCCGUGAGUGAGGGCUACAGCGUGGACGCAUUUUUCAUCAUGGACGGGCGAUCCAGGAGGAAAGCCACGGGGAAUCCGAGAGGCAGCGCCCAGAGGCACACCUGCAGCGAGUGUGGCAAAACCUACGCCACGUCCUCAAACCUGAGCCGACACAAGCAGACGCACCGGAGCGUGGACAGCAAACUGGCCAAGAAGUGCCCCACCUGUGGGAAAGUGUACGUCUCCAUGCCUGCCAUGGCCAUGCACCUUCUGACCCACGACCUCAAGCACAAGUGCGACGUGUGCGGCAAAGCCUUCAGCCGGCCGUGGCUGCUGCAGGGCCACAUGCGUUCCCACACGGGGGAGAAACCGUUCGGUUGUGCGCACUGUGGGAAAGCCUUCGCCGACCGCUCGAACCUACGCGCUCACAUGCAGACGCACUCGGCCUUCAAACACUACAAGUGCAAGCGGUGUGACAAGACGUUUGCGCUCAAGAGUUAUCUGAACAAACACUACGAGUCCGCCUGCUUCAAGGGAGCGUUUUCUCCUCUGAGCUCCACGGGGGAAUGAUGGGUCUCAGAGAGAGAAGCUGAGGGAUUCUCCCCUCUUCAUUUAGAUCAGAAUGUACUCUGGACUCACUCCCUGCUUUUUUAUGCUUCCCACAACAAGAAGGCCAGUCCAACUGAGCAAUGCAAAAGAGGGGUGCAGUUUCAGAAAAGGAUCAUGAUGCAAAUGACAAAAAUAGAUUGAGACGCAUCUGUUUCAAUCAAGAUCCUUCAGUUUUCUCAUUUGCUGCCUGUUUGUCUGAAGGGAAAAGUUUUUGAUGCCUGAUUUAGUUUGUCACAUGCUUGGAUGAUUAACAUCCCCCGUCUGAGGCUGUUUGGGGGAAUCUUUGAAGAUAAAUUAAGCACAGCACAUCUAGCUCAUCAUAUUUUGGAAGAUAUCUAAAUCUAUUUGUGUCAAUUUGAACCCUGUUUUUUUUUCUUUUCUAAAACAACCCAUCCAUGAUGAAACAAUCCUGAAGCACAACCACAUCCACAACUGCCUGCCGUUUCUGUGAGGAGGAAUUCAGCAACACUCAAACACACCUUUCAUUCUUUUGCAAAUGAACUUAUAUUUCUGGGCCUUUUUACAGACACUGUUUCAACACCUGAAUGCAUCGCCUGUCCUGUGUUUUACUUCAAACUGAACCUUACGAUGACAUGAAGCAUCAAAACCUGGAACUCGUCGCUCCACUCGUGACAUGUUUCACCCACUGGACUCUGUGUCAGUGGACACUGAUGCAGCACUGAACUGUGAAGAACGUGAAGUGCAAACCUGCCAUAUCCAACACAGCGGUUGAUGAGUUUGGGUUUUUUUUUUGUUAUUUGUCCUUUACUUGAAAGAACACACUGAAGUGAAAGAGUUACGACAGAAGAACUAGAACUAGAACUAGA
This is a messenger RNA of Cynoglossus semilaevis (tongue sole), 3021 nucleotides long. RefSeq names its product transcriptional repressor scratch 1. Gene Ontology annotation, molecular function: DNA-binding transcription factor activity, RNA polymerase II-specific; RNA polymerase II cis-regulatory region sequence-specific DNA binding. The record is from RefSeq and is a predicted model, not a curated record. The coding region runs from base 1256 to 2155 and encodes 299 amino acids. The transcript is spliced from 2 exons. NCBI's taxonomy places the organism in Eukaryota, Metazoa, Chordata, Actinopteri, Pleuronectiformes, Cynoglossidae. Gene Ontology annotation, biological process: regulation of DNA-templated transcription.